This is a messenger RNA of Kogia breviceps (pygmy sperm whale), 2705 nucleotides long. RefSeq names its product nucleolin (gene NUCLEOLIN). The record is from RefSeq and is a predicted model, not a curated record. Lineage: Eukaryota; Metazoa; Chordata; Mammalia; Artiodactyla; Physeteridae. Gene Ontology annotation, cellular component: nucleus; spliceosomal complex. Gene Ontology annotation, molecular function: mRNA binding. Gene Ontology annotation, biological process: positive regulation of mRNA splicing, via spliceosome.
CGAUUACUGGGCAGGCUCAGUCUUUCGCCUCAGUCUCGAGCUCUAGCUGGCAGCCAAGCAUACGAGCUCUGCGAUCGGCGGCCGCCAUCGACGUUGCUUCGUUUCCUCAGGGCUCAUCUGCGCCACUCGCUCGCCACACACUCCGCAGUCAUAAGCCGCUAUCAUGGUAAAGCUUGCAAAGGCCGGUAAAAAUCAAGGUGACCCCAAGAAAAUGGCUCCUCCCCCAAAGGAGGUAGAAGAAGAUAGUGAAGAUGAGGAAAUGUCAGAAGAUGAAGAGGAUGAUAGCAGUGGAGAAGAGGUUGUUAUUCCUCAGAAAAAAGGCAAAAAGGCUACCACAACUCCAGCAAAGAAGAUGAUGGUUUCCCCAACAAAAAAGGUUGCAGUUGCCACACCGGCAAAGAAAGCAGUUGUCACCCCUGGCAAAAAGACAGCUGCUACGCCAGCCAAGAAGACAGUUACACCUGCCAAAGCAGUAGCAACACCUGGCAAAAAGGGGGCCACACCAGGCAAAGCAUUGGUAGCAACCCCUGGUAAGAAGGGAGCGGCCGCUCCAGCCAAGGGUGCAAAGAACGGCAAGAAUGCCAAGAAGGAAGACAGUGAUGAGGAGGAUGAAGAUGACAGUGCAGAGGAGGAUGAGGAGGAUGAAGAGGAGGAUGAGGAUGAAUUCGAGCCAGCGGUGGUGAAAGCAGCAGCUGCUGCCCCUGCCUCGGAUGACGAGGACGACGAGGACGAUGAGGACGAUGAAGAGGAUGACGAGGACGACGACGACGACGAGGAUGACUCUGAAGAAGAAGCUAUGGAGACUGCACCAGCCAAAGGAAAGAAAGCUCCAGCAAAAGCUGCUCCUGUGAAGGCAAAGAGCACUGAUGAAGAUGAAGAGGAUGACGAGGAUGACGAGGAGGAGGACGAUGAGGAUGAGGACGAAGAUGAGGAGGAGGACGAGGAGGAGGAGGAAGAGGAGGAAGAACUUGUCAAAGAAGCACCUGGAAAACGAAAGAAGGAAAUGGCCAAACAAAAAGCAGCUCCUGAAGCCAAGAAACAGAAAGUGGAAGCCACAGAACCAACUACAUCUUUCAAUCUCUUUGUUGGAAACCUGAACUUCAGUAAAUCUGCUCCUGAAUUGAAAACGGGUAUCAGUGACAUUUUUGCUAAAAAUGAUCUUGCAGUUGUUGAUGUCAGAAUUGGUGUGUCUAGGAAGUUUGGCUAUGUGGAUUUUGAAUCUGCUGAAGACCUGGAAAAAGCCUUGGAGCUCACUGGUUUAAAAGUCUUUGGCAAUGAAAUUAAACUAGAAAAACCAAAGGGAAAAGACAGUAAGAAAGAACGAGAUGCGAGAACACUUUUGGCUAAAAAUCUUCCUUAUAAAGUUACUCAGGAAGAAUUAAAAGAAGUGUUUGAAGAUGCUGUGGAGAUCAGAUUAGUCAGCAAGGAUGGAAAGAGUAAAGGGAUUGCUUAUAUUGAAUUUAAGACAGAAGCUGAUGCAGAGAAAACCUUGGAAGAAAAGCAGGGAACAGAGAUAGAUGGGCGAUCCAUUUCCCUGUACUAUACUGGAGAGAAAGGUCAAAGUCAAGACCAUAGAGGUGGAAAGAAUAGCACUUGGACUGGUGAAUCAAAAACCCUGGUUUUAAGCAACCUCUCCUAUAGUGCAACGGAAGAAACUCUUCAGGAAGUAUUUGAGAAGGCAACGUUUAUCAAAGUGCCCCAGAACCAAAGUGGCAAAUCUAAAGGGUAUGCAUUUAUAGAAUUUGCGUCAUUUGAAGAUGCUAAAGAAGCUUUAAAUUCAUGUAAUAAAAGGGAAAUUGAGGGCAGAGCCAUCAGGCUGGAGUUGCAAGGACCCAGGGGUUCACCUAAUGCAAGAAGCCAGCCAUCCAAAACUCUGUUUGUCAAAGGUCUGUCUGAGGAUACUACAGAAGAGACAUUAAAGGAGUCGUUUGAUGGCUCUGUUCGUGCAAGGAUAGUCACUGACCGGGAGACUGGAUCCUCCAAGGGGUUUGGUUUUGUAGACUUCAACAGUGAGGAGGAGGCCAAAGCUGCCAAGGAGGCCAUGGAAGAUGGUGAAAUCGAUGGAAACAAAGUUACUUUGGACUGGGCCAAGCCUAAGGGUGAAGGUGGCUUCGGUGGCCGAGGAGGAGGCAGAGGUGGCUUUGGUGGCCGAGGAGGUGGCCGAGGUGGCGGCCGAGGUGGAUUUGGAGGCCGAGGCCGGGGAGGCUUUGGAGGGCGAGGAGGCUUCCGAGGAGGCAGAGGAGGAGGAGGAGACCACAAGCCACAAGGAAAGAAGACAAAGUUUGAAUAGUUUCUUCUAUCCCUGUCUUCCCCUCUUCCAUUUGAAAGAAAGGACUCUGAGGUUUUUACUCUGUUACCUGCUCAACGACAGAGCCUUCUGAGGACAUUCCAAGACAGUAUACAGCCCUGUGGUCUACUUGGAAAUCCGUAUAGAUAACAUUUCAAGGGAGAUAACCCUGUUGGUGUUGACUGGAUAUUCGUAUAAACUUUUUAAAGAGAUGAGUGAUAGAGCUAACCCUUAUCUGUAAGUUUUGAAUUUAUAUUGUUUCCCCCCAUGUACAAAACCAUUUUUUUCCUACGGAGUUUUUUGGUUUUGUUUUUUUGUUUUUGUUUUUUUGCAUUGGUGGGUUAUAAAGGAAAGCAGAAUGUUUUAUCAUGAUUUUUGCUUUAGCAACUUUGGGACAAAUUAAAAGUCCUAAACUCUG